Physcomitrium patens is the source of this 1831-nucleotide messenger RNA. Its product is annotated as histone-lysine N-methyltransferase ASHR1. Lineage: Eukaryota; Viridiplantae; Streptophyta; Bryopsida; Funariales; Funariaceae. The record is from RefSeq and is a predicted model, not a curated record. Gene Ontology annotation, molecular function: protein binding. Gene Ontology annotation, cellular component: nucleus.
CAGUGGAAAUGCGUGAAGUCGAUUGAUGAUGGAGCUUGAAGAGCUUUCGCCGCCCUUGUCAUCAAUUUUGUUGCUUAAUUUUUUUCCUUCUUCCUCACCAUCGUUUUUGCGUUGGUAGUCUCUCAAGCAUCAAUUGGAUUUGCGUGGCGAUUUCUCACCCAUGGCGGCUGUUGCGGACCAAGAGCUUGCGGAGUAUCUGCAGAAUAGCCAUAACUUGUCCGUCUCGGUCUCCCCCGCUAAGGGCCGUUGCUUGAUCGCCAACCGCGCCUUUCAUCGCGGUGAGGUGAUCCUUCAGCAAGAGCCCUAUGUUUGUGCCUUGGAUGAUUCGAGCCAAGCCCUCCGUUGCGAUCGCUGUUAUCGCCAGUCCUCCAAUCUCAAGCGAUGCAGCGCGUGCAAGACUGUCUUCUAUUGCUGUGCCAAUUGCCAGAGAAGCGGAUGGGGUCUUCACAAAUUCGAAUGCGCUAUAUUAGUGAGGCUUCUGAAGGAAAAGAAGCGGAGUCCUACCCCGAGUUUGCGUUUAGUGAUGCGGUUUUUGAUCAAGCGAAGGUUACAAGCAGAGAGGGUUCAGUUGAAGGCAGCUGUGGAUAAUUAUGAUGUCUGUGAGGUUUUGCCCACACACAUGUCCGAGACAAGCGAAGAUCGUUUAGUGAUGUAUGCGCAGAUGGCUAGCAUAGUGCAACAAAUGAUGGCUCCAGACGAGGUGAAUGUGAAAGAGGUUACGCAAAUGAUUUGUAGGUUCGCUUGCAAUGCUCAUACAAUUUGCGAUGAGGAAGUGAGGCCUUUGGGUACAGGGCUCUAUCCUGUCAUAUCAAUUGUCAAUCACAGCUGUGUUCCGAAUGCGGUACUUCAUUUUGAUGGAAAUCGUGCUGCGCUUCGUGCAUUAGAAGACACUCAAGAAGGGACUGAGAUUACCAUCAGUUAUGUGGAAUUAGCAGCCAGUACAAAUACCCGACGAAAGGCUCUCAGGGACCAGUAUUAUUUUGAUUGUAAUUGCAUCCGCUGUAGUCGAUUGGUAACGCGUGAAGGGUCCAGGGAGGAUGCGUUUCUUGAAGGAUAUGGUUGUGUUAAUUCAGAUUGCAAUGGACCGUUGAUUGAAGAUCCAGGGAGCGAUAAAGUUAUUUGUGAGGUUUGCGGAUUAAAACGUGAAGUGCAACAGACCAAGUCUGCUGCCAAGGAAGUCGAAUUGGACGUAUUGGAAGCAUCCAAUCUGUAUGCAGCUGGCAAGCUUGAGAGUGCGCGGAGGCUGUAUAGCGAGGUGGAAGCUAAGCAGAGGAAGUUGUGGCAUCCAUAUUCUGUUCCUUUGCUACGAACACAUGAUGCCCUUUUAAAGAUAUGCAUGGAUAUGGAAGACUGGGCAUCAGCGUUGGAAUUUUGCCAGAGUACCAUUCCAGCUUAUGAACGAGCGUAUCCUCCAUUCUCUCCACUUCUAGGACUUCAGUAUUUCACUCUUGGAAAGCUCCAAUGGCUUCUAGGCGACUCAGCUAAGGCAGUUAAUACGUUAAGGAAGGCAUAUACUGUCAUUCAAGUAACUCAUGGGUCAAAAUCUGAGCUUCUUCACGGCCUCACUUCUACCCUGCAAGAGGCUCAAGCAGAAGUUGCAUACAAACGCUCUCUGAUUAACCAGACACAUUGAGCAUAGAGUUGAAACAUUCCUUGUGGAGUUUGCACAUGUUUCUCGGGAACGUUUGUGGAACGUUUGCGAACAUUCGAAGUUGCAACUUAGAAGCUUAUUGAUCAGAACAUUCCGCACUGUUCGAGUUUUGACAAAGAGUACAGCCUUUUGGCUAAGUGGCUUUUGCCAACUCAAUGGCAACGGUAGCUUUUCCAUGCA